Seminavis robusta is the source of this 2343-nucleotide messenger RNA. The record is from the annotation of a GenBank genome assembly. NCBI's taxonomy places the organism in Eukaryota, Bacillariophyta, Bacillariophyceae, Naviculales, Naviculaceae.
AUGGAUGGCGCCAUGCAAGAGAGCCAGUACAUCAAAAUUUGGAAGACAAUUGGCUCGGCGUCAACACCAACUCCCGCCCAACGCAACAAGAACAUUACUCCCACUGGCAUGGUGCCCUUUUGGAUGAAACUGGAGAAUGCCUACAAUACCAUAAGCCGUGUGCUAUUUGUUGAGGGAUACGGUGGACCCAUGCGUGUUACAAUUGAUGAUGACAAGGCCCACUGCCGGGGAAUCACCUACACCGCUGGGCUGAAACCUGUCCGUCACGUGAAAGACAAUCAAAAUGGCCACACCUGCCACACGCUUGUCCACUCUUACUCGCAGAUCCCAAUACAGAUCGCUUGGGAGAGACAACAAGGCGACUCAGCCGAAGCUGCAACACAGAGAUGCUUCGGCAACGCAAUCACUCCGAUGGCAGCCCAGGGAGCUCCAGGCGACAUGCGCCACGUCUAUACCGGACAAGACCGCGGAUACAUCACCGAGGGUAUACUCCAUGGCUAUUUCAUGAAGUCCGGGGCGAAGAUUGCCGCUGGUACGGUGAAGCGACAGGCUUGUAUUCCCAUGACUUACAAGCAACAGAUGCACCCCAAAGACAAGCGCACUGACCUUUCGCCCAAAGGUCCCAAGACGCUGUUCACCAAACGAACAGUUUCCCAUGGCCGAAACCUCUAUUGCCAUGCAUACAGAAAUGGGACAGGAGGCAUCACGCUGGGGAUCUCAACCGAACACGGAGAGAAGCCAGAGUGGGAGUUGGUGCUUGCUCAUCCUCGAGACUUGUUAUGGUAUGAUCCUGGACCAGGAACGGUCGUUUCCGAGGAAGACAAGCUUCGAAAGUGUUUUCUCCGCGUCGUCGAAGCCCUUGAUCCAGAUACGGACGGUCCUGAAGAGACUGCGCUGACCGACCAGUUUGUCCAGCUCCUCGGCGAUCUCCCUGUCACAGCGCUUACUACUACACAAGGCACUCCGGAAUGUUUCUUGCUCCGUCGAUUCUCACUCACCUCCUCUACUACAGACAAAGCAAUUGCUGUUUGCAAGGGCAACGAGGAAUUUCUUAAUCAUCCGGACUCUUGGAACCGCAUCAAGGAGACACUGUCUGCAAUUUUUGUCCAACCUGAACCUGAGCCCGAGCCUGAGCCUCCAAUCGAACUGCAGCCACCACCACACGUCGGAGACAAUGCACCUGCAGAAGAAGAGCCUGCAACAGAAGCCGAGACGGAAGCCAACACGGAAGCUGAGACUGAAGCCGAGGGAGAGGUAGCAGCAAAUGAUGCUGUGACUCUUCAGAAUCUGUUGUCUGAUCGAACACUUGUUACGAAAGUUAUUGACGAGGAGAAGCUGGUAACUCUCGUCGAAAUUCGAUCCAUUCUCACAGAGCUUGGUCACACACUCUCCAAGGCGUCGGAUAAGGAUCGGAAAGAUGUGAAGUCCUUUGAAAGCUGGCUUGAAGUGGCUCAUCAACUGAAGCCCUAUUGGUUUAAGAAGGUGUCAGAGCUUGUCGCAAUUGCUGGUCGUCUUGGUGUUGAUGUUGCGGCAUUGGGAAAACGUCGCGAUCCUGUUCGAAAAGCGAUCAACGAGCACCUGCUAGCAAACCCAGACGUUGUCAUCGAUCCCCCUCCUGUCGCCGCUGCACCUGCUUUGUCUGCUGCGAAACAGCGACAACUUGCCACUAGCAAUCUCCCAGACAACCUGAGAAUGCUUCAUUCGGUGUUGAGAGCUGGCUACCUCGAUCCACUGACGGGCAUAGCAAAGAAGUACACUCGAAGAGGCCAUCAACUUGAAUGCCACAUCUUGCGAUCCUGCAUCAAGGACCACAAAUUGGAUGAGACCAAGACUCCUCUCAAGCUAGAGGCUGCUGCGACAGCACCGUUGGUGAUGAGCCAAGGCAACCAUUACGCAAGAGAUUCUAUUGAUUUCAUCGGCUUGGUGGGUGGUGAUGGCACGGAGGCACGUCUUAUUGGAGUUGAGGUCAAAGCUCGCGUCGGAAAGAAGAGAGACCAAGAAGAGACGCGGCAUGUCGCUUCCAUUCGUCGCUUGCUUGGUCAGGACCACACACCACGCCAGCGAAAGGUUCGCUACUUCACAGUGGAUGCGUCUGCGCCAGAGUUUGCCAAAGUUGUUGCUGAUACCCACGAGGCCGUACAAGUCCUCCACCACGCCUACGUUUACGGCUUUGAUUGUAUCCUCUUGGUUGUAGGUGACAACUCUGGCGAUGUGAUGUAUGGGAUCUUUGUCGACGUCCCAGCUGAUUUGAAGCAAGCUUACGGAGUGGUCUUGUCUGAUAUCUACAGCAGCACACUCGACUGGAUCUAUGUGCCAACCACCGACACAAAGCCCAUCCGAUAA